AUGAGAGAAGAGUUUAACCAAUCAAUAGAGAGCUUGAUCACCCUUAUGGAGCCUGAAGAACUCAAAGAGAAGUUGCUUAUGAAGCCUGAAGAACUCAAAGAGAAGUUGCUCACAACAGAGAUCACACAAAAGACUCCAAAGGCUUUAGACUUAGAAGAGGGACAAGAGCUCACAAAGAAGCAUCAAGAGGCCGAGAUCAUAAGAGUAAGAGGAAUGCAAGAAGAGAAUGUUGUACCAUUCAAGUCAUCGCCAACACCAUUUUUUCUGGUUUUACAAGGAACCAAGGAAACAACCUUGUUCAUCAUCUCCAAGCAAAUGAAAGCUCUUCUCUAG
Messenger RNA from Microthlaspi erraticum, 333 nucleotides. NCBI's taxonomy places the organism in Eukaryota, Viridiplantae, Streptophyta, Magnoliopsida, Brassicales, Brassicaceae. The record is from the annotation of a GenBank genome assembly.